This is a messenger RNA of Archocentrus centrarchus (flier cichlid), 3343 nucleotides long. It is a transcript of the gene xylt2, whose product is annotated as xylosyltransferase II. The record is from RefSeq and is a predicted model, not a curated record. Gene Ontology annotation, biological process: chondroitin sulfate proteoglycan biosynthetic process; heparan sulfate proteoglycan biosynthetic process. Bases 9 to 2606 code for a protein of 865 amino acids. Gene Ontology annotation, molecular function: protein xylosyltransferase activity. NCBI's taxonomy places the organism in Eukaryota, Metazoa, Chordata, Actinopteri, Cichliformes, Cichlidae. Gene Ontology annotation, cellular component: membrane. The transcript is spliced from 11 exons.
UCGGAAAAAUGGUGGCCAGCGCUCGAGUGCAGAAGCUGCUCCGACGAUAUAAACUAGCGAUUGCCGCCGCAUUAACUAUCCUUCUGAUCCAAGGGCUUGUGGUAUGGAGUCUGAGAAGUCUGGAAGAAGGCGAGGCAGAGAGAAAAAUAAGACAGUCUAAGCUGCCUGACCACGACAACCAGGACCCCAAGAAAGAGAACACACAUAAUUCAUUAUCAGGGAGAAACAAGGGGGGCGCAGGUGCCGGUGCACUGAAGAGAGGGAACAGCCGCCGCGGAGGGAAGCCCAACAUCAGGCUGAAGACUCCCCAGGAACGGGGGAUGGCAGGGGUUGGAGUUGAUGGCGUAGUCUCCCACGAUCUGUCCAGCAGCCGUAACCUCAGUGAGAUCCGCGGCGGUACAGACGGGGCAGGCAAGUUACCCGCUGCUGCCAUACCAGGAGAGCCAGGCAGCGUGGACGGGGCGCAUCAAGCUCCCAACAGUGACUUUGUGCCUAAAUGUGAUAUCAUAGGAAAGGACGCGCUGUCUGCCCUCCAUCGCGCCGCGUCACAGCAGUGCAGACAGGAGAUCGCCAACAUCGUGUGCCAGCAUCAGGCCGGGCAGCUCAUGCCAGAGUCACUUCCUCAGUUCUGCCCUCAGCUCGGUGUGUCACACCCAGUUCAGGCCGUUGGCGAGCUGGAAGACAGCCUGUCUGAGGUGGAGAAUCCAGUCAGGGUGGCUUUUGUUCUGAUGGUCCACGGUCGUGCUGUACGACAGCUCAAACGUCUCAUCAAAGCCAUAUAUCACCGUGACCACUAUUACUACAUCCAUGUGGACAAGCGGUCUGGCUACAUGCAUCGGGAAGUUCUGCAGAUCGCCCAGCAGUACCCAAAUGUGCGAGCCACGCCAUGGCGGAUGGUCACCAUCUGGGGAGGAGCCAGCCUUCUGAAAGCCUACCUACGCAGCAUGCAGGACCUGCUCUCCAUGCUGGACUGGAAUUGGGAUUUUUUCAUCAAUCUCAGUGCCACAGACUUUCCCACUAGGACCAAUGAUGAACUGGUGGCGUUCCUGUCGCUGCACAGAGAUAAGAACUUUCUCAAGUCCCACGGGAGAGAGAAUGCCCGGUUUAUUAAGAAGCAGGGCCUUGACCGUCUCUUCCACGAGUGUGACAACCACAUGUGGCGUCUAGGCGAACGCAACAUCCCAGAAGGCCUGGAGGUCUCAGGCGGCUCUGAUUGGUUUGCACUCACCCGCCGUUUUGUGGAGUACGUCAUCAACUCCCAGGAUGAGCUAGUGUCGGGGCUGAAGCAGUUCUAUUCUUACGCUCUGCUUCCUGCUGAGUCCUUCUUCCACACAGUGCUCGGGAACAGUCACAUGUGUGACACCCUGGUGGACAAUAACCUGCGGGUCACCAACUGGAACCGUAAGCUGGGCUGUAAAUGCCAGUACAAACACAUUGUUGACUGGUGUGGCUGCUCUCCCAAUGAUUUUAAACCACAAGACCUCAUUCGGAUCCAGCAAUUGACCCGUCCAACAUUCUUCGCCCGUAAGUUUGAGUCCUCAGUGAACCAGGAAGCCAUAGACAUCCUGGACACUCACCUGUAUGGCCAGUAUGCUCCGGGCACUGUUGCCAUCAAAGCAUAUUGGGAGAGCCUGUUUGAGCAGUUGGAUGGUGUCGGCUCUCUCAGUGACGUGGCUCUCACUGCGUACAUGUCUUUCUUUCGCCUGGGCAUGAAGAGUCUGGUGACUACUCAGAGCAACAUGGAGGCCUGCAGGUUUGAACCAGUAGGCCACCCUCUAUCUGUGCAUUUGUACUUUUACGAUGACCGUUUCCAAGGGUACCUGGUUCGCCAAGAAGUCCAGCUUGUGGGGUCAAAGGCCAGGGAGACUUUAGAGAUGUGGGCAGUGCCUCAGGCAACACUUGUCCUUGAGCCGAACCUUAAAGAAUUUGAAAGGCUCAAGAAUCUGGAAAUCGGUACAGAGUGGGAUCCCAAAGAAAGGAUCUUCCGUAACUUCGGUGGGGUGAUCGGCCCUUUGGAUGAACCACUGGCAGUCCAGAAGUGGGCACGCGGUCCAAAUCUCACCGCCACCAUUGUGUGGAUCGACCCGGCUCUAGUGGUGGCGGCGUCUUAUGACAUUACUGUGGAUUUAGAUGCCGAAUACACACACUACAAACCACCACUACAGCACCCCCUGCGGCCGGGCACCUGGACGGUACGAGUGUUAAAACAGUGGGAGCGCGUGGCAGAAGUUCGCUUUCUUGUCAUUCCGAUAGCUUUUAAUAAUAAGGAGCCACUACGCAAAGAAGAGGACAGCUGGCUUCAUGCAGGACCUCCAGGGAACUUGUACCUGGAGCAGAGCUUCCAGCAGCUGAGCUCUGUGCUGAAGCUGCCCCCCCAGGAACCUGCCAUGCAGGUGGCCCAGCGUAAUGCCCAAUUGGUGGGCCAGCCCCUUGAAGCAUGGGUGGACAGUGCUGUCGGAACUUUGUGGGUUAUCGGUGACCUGUGUGCCACACAGACUUCCUCCUGCCCAUCUUUGGGAUUGUGCUCCAAGACUGCCUGGAGCUCCCUGUCCCCAGACCCCAAGUCUGAACUGGGCCCAGUGAAAAGCGAUGGGCGGAUCAGGUAGCCCCAAGAGAGGAGCGACUGUAAACUUUAACCCAUGCACGCACAGGAAGACUCCAGAAAAACCCGAAACUUCUAGGAGAGCUGUGUGAGCCAGGACGUCUCUGAGGUCAGCUAAGCACUGAAGGGCACAUAAGCAAUGAUAAGGAAUCUUCCUCUUCCGAGGAGCGGCGUCUUUCUCAGUGACGCGACGAUACAGGCUUGAAAGACAAGAGCACGACUGCUGGAAAUUUGCACAUAGGAAACUGCAAGCGCACAGACUCGUAUCUUUGCUUGCUGAAUGGGUACAUGAACACCAGAUGUAACGUGUUUUUUAGCUGUCACACAGGUUUUCAGUCAUGAUCUGUCUGUGUUGGAGUUUAUUACGAACCCUCUGCACAUGUUCAGGUGCACAGUUUUCCUCUGCUUUGGAAGAAUCAGCAGGCUCCGCGCUGUGCUCCGUCUCCAUUUCAAGGGAGAAUUGAACCUGUGAAUCAUAUUACUGUGCUUAUUUUGAAGCAUUAUUAUGUAAGCAUUAAGGAACAGACAGAUGAAGUGCACUUUACUGUAAGACUUUGAUGUUACACAGAGGUUAAUAGGUUACAAUGUGAAGAGUAGAAAGUAAUGGUUAGGAUCAUGUCUUUUUUUUUUUGUUUUGUUUUUUUAACAGAAGAACAAACCUGCCACUCCCUGUUGCACAGACACAGAAAAUACCUGGACUGUAACUGGGCUGAGAUAAAGUAGUAAAGAGAGUAGGUAUUA